Molecule: messenger RNA, 2487 nt
Organism: Fusarium odoratissimum NRRL 54006
Lineage: Eukaryota; Fungi; Ascomycota; Sordariomycetes; Hypocreales; Nectriaceae
Exons: 2
Coding region: 183-641 (152 amino acids)
Biological process (GO): proteasome assembly
Cellular component (GO): nucleus; cytoplasm
Source: RefSeq, a predicted model, not a curated record
AGCUGGAGCUUUCAUCAUCAACCGCAUGUUGAGCCUCCAUCUAUCAAACAAUCCACCCGCCCAUCAACGUCGCAUCAUCUCCUCCGCGGAAACGGCCUCAGAUAACACUAAAGUUCUAACCUAACGACUCAUAUUUCUUCCGCCGAACUCACUUCUUCCAAGCAACAACCACGUCCUCCAAAAUGUCUCAAGCAAUGCGUAUCGUCCCCGGCAACUCCAACGCCCAGACCUACACUCACAUUUCGCACACAUCCUCCGCCCCCUCCGCCCCGGGCAUCCACGAUACUCUCCGCCACGGUGUCGGCGCAUCCCCCUUCGACUCAAAGUCCACACCCGCCUCUGCUCAUCCCCUCGAAGCCCGCUUGAAGAACUGGGAGGCUACUCAGGAGGCUCUCAAGAUGGAGACACUCCGACGCACCUACGGCAUGGCUGAGCCUAUUCGACGCGGUAUGGAGCUCAAGAUUGUUCAGAACGGCGAGUGGCGGCCCAUGGCCCUCGGCAAUGGCCUCCCCAGCGUUCACGAGGAUAUCCUUAGGGGUCGUGAUGCUACGAUUACCUGGGAGGAUGUAUUCACUGGCGAUGAGACAAGGGCCGUUGCUGGAUUCCACGACGAGAUGGAAAAGAAGCUCAAGAUCCAGUAAACAAGCCGGCUGGCUGUCUCAAAGGAAACGACGACAUAGCCAUCUCCUUGUAUACCAUAAAUUACAACACUUUAGACAGGCUCAAGGAAGUUAACGAACAAGAGAACCAACGUCUGUUCUUCUGCUGAGAAGAUGAGACCAUGCAAUCGCAACAUAAAUGCUUUCUAUACUGCUAUGAAUGCGCUGUGAUUGAUAACGCGUCGACAAAUAUGCCGAAGAAAAAGAAGAUUACAGAACAAAAAUACAACCAAACCCAUAACUCAGAAUACACGAUGAUACGCCAAUGUAGACUCCGGUGUCCCCGUCUCCCACACAGCAGAAUCGUCAUACGCUUCUGCUGAUAAAUACAUACAAUAAACCAAGGAAAAGUUAUAAGGAAUGAAUGAGUGUCACCCGAAUGCUCAUCAACUAAAGUGAAGACUAUGGUGGCUAAAAAGACCCCGCCGACUCAAAACGUUGAGUGCAUGAGAGUCUUUGGACUUGGCUCUUCUCGUGAGAGCAUGCGUUGAGCAGUCAGUCUGGAAGUUGCCUGUAGUCAAAAAAGUGGCCUUCACUUAUAAAAUGAUACAGCAAUUGCUGUCCCGCGAACGUUGGCCAUCACCGCCGCUCGAUGAAAGGUUCUUAUUUCCCGCCUUGGGUUCUUCCUCAUCAAGAUCCUGCGGCCGAAUGCUCAUAUGUACAACAUUGGGGCUCUCGGUUGAAAGUUGAUAUUCUAUGGGGUGGUUAGCAAAUGAUGCCCCUUGUCUCAGGUCGACAGCGCGCCUUACUUUUCAAUUGCUCCUUAUCAUCUAGGAGCUUUCCGAAAUGAAUGAGUCUAAUGCUGCUGGGACUUGCUGGUUUUGCUUCCCAAUCACUUCGCCAUUCGCGCAAUAUUAAUUCCUUGAGGGUAUAAACGCUGAUACUGAAGGGAUCCGGAAGGCCACUCUCCGUCUGGUCUGGGAUAUCCACGCUCCUCCGACUCAAGUACUUGGCAUCAAUCUUGUACGGAUGUCGGCUUCCUGAAGUAAGGAGAAGGGUAAUGUUGCAAACGGGUCCGUCGGAAGAACCCCCUGAAAUUUCUCUGAUGUCGUCCACAGCAGGUCCGAUGCCCAGAUUCGAGUCUUGCUUAGUAGGUGGUGGAGGAGGAGCUGUAUCCUUCUCCUUUCCCUUCGAUGAGGCUGCUGCAGUGGCUGCUGAGUUAUCGGUGUUCUCGGAUGUAGCUGGCACAGCAGUAGACGGUGCUGGUUCAGUUGUAACUGUCUUAUCGGCGGAUUCGGGGGCGUGAUCGGCAGGCGCCUGCUCGGAGGGCUGGGCAAUGUUUUCCAUGGCUACCGCAUCGUUAGGCUGUUCGAGCCGUGAAGUUUCAACUGGCGCAGCCUUACCACCACUCAUGGUGGAGUCCGCUGGAGCCGACAUACUGGGUGAAGGGUGAUGGCGCGGUAAGGAUGUGAUCUGAGGUCACACCACGCAGAAAAGGGAAGAACGCGAGAGGAGGAGCGGCGUAAACGAGUGGUUCGUUCGCUAGCAAUGCGAUUCGAUGCGAAUUUUGCGACUAUUUGAGGAUGUCGGAUCAAGGAUGCGUAUGAAAAUGAGGAAUGCGAAAGUGGAUGGAAAUGGAGAUGUGGAUGAAUGUAGUCGGUAUCCGUAGCGUGGCCAGGUCUCGGGAGCAAAAGUGAAAGACGUCAAGUUCGCUGGGAAGAUGGCUAAGGAUGGAUCGCCCAGGCCGGGGGCCGCAAGACCGGGGGUGGGGCAGUGAAUGGCCCGGAGUCUCGUCCACUCAGAUAAAACGCUCAGACAUAGAGCAGAUACAAAUGCAACGCGACAACCAGGCAGGGCAGAGUUGAGGAACGCGGGUCUGCAGUACGUA